Rhodofomes roseus is the source of this 935-nucleotide messenger RNA. RefSeq lists its product as uncharacterized. The coding region runs from base 166 to 777 and encodes 203 amino acids. The record is from RefSeq and is a predicted model, not a curated record. The transcript is spliced from 4 exons. Lineage: Eukaryota; Fungi; Basidiomycota; Agaricomycetes; Polyporales; Fomitopsidaceae.
CCCCGCCACUAGCCGCAUCGCCACCUUACCAGCCGGCUUUGGCCUUGUCUAUUGUAUACUGCUUGCAAAGCCUAUAAAGCCUGAAUUAGAUCUGACCGAAACCUCUUCAUCGACCACCAUUGCCACUCCGUCAUCGUCCGUUCGCUCUCAUUGCCGCCACAAACGAUGGUCGCCGACUUGGCUGACAUCUUCGCAACGCAUCUCAAUCUUGCUGAGAUAGACAAGCUUGAUCAUGACAUGGAUGUCGACUCAGGGUCAGAGACUUCUGAAUCUGAAAUCGAUGUCACAAUGGAGGUCUCUGCAAGCAGUCAUCGUCGUGCGCGCUACGAUGGCGUUAUGACUUUGAUCCCCGCUGCUUUCUCGAAACAUCAGAAGAUACGCUUUCAGGGACGGCAGACCAAUCGUGUUGGUGUACCAAUGCGCGUGCUCGUGGAUCACGUCCUACCUGUGUCACUCCUUCGCGAUGGAGAUGAAUCCGUAGCGAUAUUCGAGGAGUCGAAGUAUGAUAGGAUACUUGUCAGAAUCAGGUGGAUUGGCUGCGACGAAGAUUCGAAGAUGAUACCCAUCAGGGAUGGUAUGGGCGAACCUAUAAACCUACGCACCCUCGCAGAAGAUGUCGCACAGUUCUGUUUGGAUUGCAUGCGAGUACGUCUUCAGCGGAGCGGCGUCAACGACUCGGAAUAUCCGACCAUAGGAAAUGUGACAUUCUACCAGCUCUAUCUCGUCGGGCUAUACUCGACAGACGGCUCUGAGUGGGACGUUGAGAUUCAACGAUGAGUAGCUAUCUCCAAUUUCGGCGAGGCAACUCUCCAGUAAGUAUUUUGUCCACUUCUCUUUCGAUCUGCCGCGUUCUUUAUGUAGCACUCUACAUGUAUCGCUUCUUGUAUCUCAUAUAUGCUAGUAGGCUGGCCUUCUCGCGAUACAUAAGUUACGAC